This is a messenger RNA of Pelobates fuscus (common spadefoot toad), 1485 nucleotides long. RefSeq names its product prokineticin receptor 1-like. The record is from RefSeq and is a predicted model, not a curated record. Bases 234 to 1370 code for a protein of 378 amino acids. NCBI's taxonomy places the organism in Eukaryota, Metazoa, Chordata, Amphibia, Anura, Pelobatidae. Gene Ontology annotation, cellular component: plasma membrane. Gene Ontology annotation, biological process: neuropeptide signaling pathway. Gene Ontology annotation, molecular function: neuropeptide Y receptor activity. The transcript is spliced from 3 exons.
CUUUAUUUUAUUAGAAGGACUAUCAUCACCUGUGGAAGAUAAACAUGUUUUUUUAUUUUUCCCAAAGGACAGCACAAUCGUGGGUCAGGCAAUGUUUGUUUUCCAAGCUCACAUGAUGGAAAAUGAAGAAAUGGUUUGGUAUAUAAAGAGUCCCUUCCUCCACUUUGACUCUGAUGUCAAGAAGUGACUAAGAGCAAUAUUUAUUCCAAUCCCAGCUUUCAGCAAGUUCAGUCAUGGUGGAUAACAACGCAACUCCCUUGGCUGGUCAGAAUGAAGAGUUUGACUAUCCCAACUCCUUUAACUAUAAUUACAGUGAUUACGAGACUAAUGAAGAUGAAGAUGUGACAAAGACAAGGACUUUUUAUGCUGCAAAGAUAGUGAUCGGGGUGGCUCUUAUCUGCAUCAUGCUGAUAUGUGGCAUUGGGAACAUUAUCUUCAUUGCUGCACUUGCACGCUAUAAAAAAUUGAGAAAUUUAACCAAUUUGCUUAUUGCCAAUCUGGCCAUUUCGGAUUUUAUUGUAGCUAUUGUGUGCUGUCCCUUCGAAAUGGACUAUUAUGUCGUGAAACAGUUAUCGUGGGAGCACGGGCAUAUCUUGUGUGCCUCUGUAAAUUAUUUAAGAACGGUUUCUUUGUAUGUGUCAACAAAUGCUCUUCUAGCAAUAGCUGUGGACAGGUAUUUGGCAAUUGUUCAUCCAUUAAAGCCUAGAAUGAAUUACCAAACUGCUUCAUUCCUGAUUGCCAUGGUUUGGAUCACCUCUUUACUAGUAGCCAUACCUUCGGCUUAUUUUGCUACAGAAUCUGUACUUUUUAUUGUAAAGAAUCAAAAAAAGAUUUUCUGUGGCCAAAUAUGGCCGGUCGAUCAGCAGGUGUAUUACAAGUCUUACUUCCUCUUUAUUUUUGCCAUUGAGUUUGUUGGUCCCGUCGUAACAAUGACUUUGUGCUACGCCAGAAUAUCGAGAGAACUUUGGUUCAAGACUGUUCCUGGCUUUCAGACGGAUCAGAUCCGAAAACGCCUCCGGUGUCGCAGGAAGACUGUUUUGGUGCUGAUGUGCAUUCUCAUUGCUUAUGUUUUAUGUUGGGCUCCAUUUUAUGGCUUUGCCAUUGUUAGAGACUUUUUCCCAACUGUGUUUGUGAAGGAGAAACAUUAUCUUUCAGCUUUUUACAUCGUAGAAUGUAUUGCCAUGAGCAACAGCAUGAUCAACACAAUGUGCUUUGUGACUGUUAAAAAUAAUACUAUAAAGUAUUUUAAGAAAAUUAUGCUGCUAAGAUGGAAGUCUACGUACAAUGAAAGUAGAUGCAGUGGAGAGCUAGACCCCAAGUCCAGCGCGGUGCCAGUUACUGAGGAGGUAGAUUGCAUUAGACUGAAGUAAUUAAUGCAUUAUGUAGUGUGUUUGCUAUUAUUAUAUUGCCUGUGUUACAAUGUUACAAUUAAUACUUUUAAAGGUACAGGGAUUGUUAUUACAGCUAUUAUUGCAUUCUUUGUGU